Oncorhynchus gorbuscha (pink salmon) is the source of this 5305-nucleotide messenger RNA. Its product is annotated as bromodomain and WD repeat-containing protein 3-like. The transcript has 40 exons. The record is from RefSeq and is a predicted model, not a curated record. NCBI's taxonomy places the organism in Eukaryota, Metazoa, Chordata, Actinopteri, Salmoniformes, Salmonidae. Gene Ontology annotation, biological process: regulation of transcription by RNA polymerase II; regulation of cell shape; cytoskeleton organization. Gene Ontology annotation, molecular function: protein binding. Bases 139 to 5163 code for a protein of 1674 amino acids. Gene Ontology annotation, cellular component: nucleus.
UGGUCGCGGGAGGGCGCUAACAAAGCUGUGAGAUAGCUUGAGAAAGGAAAAGGCCAAACGCUGGGAAGCAAUUCAAGUGGCUAUUUUCCAAAUACACCUAAACAUUAGUGAAUCAAAUGUCGAUGUUCUUAUCAAGUGAUGGCAGAAGAACAGUGUUCACAAAUCGAAGCUGAAUUGUAUUACCUCAUUGCCAGAUUUCUCCAGUCGGGACCGUGUAAAAAAUCGGCACAGAUCCUGGUUGAGGAACUGGAAGAGUAUGAGUUGAUCCCGAAACGAUGGAGUUGGGACGGCAAACAAUACAAACGAAACUUCCAAGACUGGGUGAUCUUGAACCAGCACAUCCCAGCAGACUACCUGGUGAGAGUAUGCCAACAGAUCGGUCCUCUCAUAGACAAGGAGGCCCCACCUAGUGUCCCUGGAGUCCAGACCCUCCUGGGCUUGGGAAGGCAGUCUUUGCUUCGCACAGCUAAAAGUUGUACCCACACAGAAUGGAGCGGAACUGCUGUUGCUGCGCUGCACCGGGGUCGACCCCCAGAACCACCAGUCAGCUUUGGGAAGCCCCCCAGCAUCGUGUCCAUCAUGGGUGCUCGCCAGGCUACUGGCACUGCCCGCUUCGGCCAUGCCCUGCCGUCCUACACCUACCAGCAUAUGAAGAUGCACAGGCGCAUCCUGGGCCACCUGUCCUCUGUGUACUGUGUGGCCUUCGACCGCAGUGGCAGACGGAUAUUUACGGGUUCUGAUGACUGUCUGGUGAAGAUUUGGUCCACGGAUGAUGGCCGGCUGCUGUCCACCCUGCGUGGCCAUGCGGCCGAGAUCUCCGACAUGGCAGUGAACUACGAGAACACGCUCAUAGCCUCGGCCAGCUGUGACAAGGUCAUCCGAGUGUGGUGCCUGCGCACCUGCGCUCCCAUCACUGUGCUGCAGGGCCAUGCAGCCUCCAUCACCUCUAUUCAGUUUUGUCCGGCGGUAAAAGGACCGAUGCGCUUCCUGGCCUCCACUGGCGCAGACGGCAUGGUGUGUUUAUGGCAAUGGCACUCGCUCAGCAUGAAGUUUGUUGACCGGCCAGUCAAGUUCAUUGAGCGGUCAAGGCCUGGGGUCCAGAUUUCCACCUCCUCCUUCAGCUGUGGUGGGAUGUUCCUGGCCACGGGCGGUACUGAUCAUGUGAUCAGGGUGUAUUACCUCGGCUCUGAAACACCCAUGAAGCUGUCUGAGUUGGAUGCUCACAUGGACAAAGUUGUGGUGGUCCAGUUUUGUAACAACAGUAACAGCCUGAGGUUUGUGAGUGGCAGCCGGGACGGCACGGCUAGGAUCUGGCAUUACCAACAGCAGGAGUGGAAGAGCAUUUCUCUGGACAUAGCCACCAGACUACCAGGGAGUGCUGUUGUGAAUGGCGAGGACAAGACCAAGCUGGUGCCGACGAUGGUGGCCUGGGACCGCGGUGACCGCACGGUCGUCACAGCGGUCUCUAAUUACCUGCUCAAAGUGUGGAGCUCUACCACGGGCCAGCUGCUGCAUGUGCUGUCUGGUCAUGAUGAUGAGGUGUUUGUCUUGGAGGCCCACCCAUUUGACCGCCGCAUCAUGCUGUCUGCUGGUCACGAUGGCAACAUCUACAUGUGGGACCUCGCCAAGGGAGCGAAGAUCCGCAACUUCUUCAACAUGAUUGAGGGCCAAGGCCACGGUGCAGCGUUUGACUGUAAGUUCUCAGCUGAUGGACAGCACUUUGCCUGCACUGACUCCCAUGGCCACCUGCUCAUCUUUGGCUUUGGAUGCAGCAGACCCUAUGAGAAGAUUCCUGACCAGAUGUUCUUCCACACUGACUUCCGGCCCCUGAUCCGGGACGCCAAUAACUUUGUCCUGGAUGAGCAAACCCAGCAGGCGCCCCACCUCAUGCCCCCUCCCUUCUUGGUGGACGUGGACGGUAACCCCCACCCCACCCACUACCAGCGCCUGGUGCCCGGCAGGGAGAGCUGCAAGGAGGAACAUCUGGUGCCCCAGCUGGGCUACAUGGCCAAUGGUGAUGGUGAGGUGGUGGAGCAGGUGAUUGGCCAGCUAACAGCAGAUGAGGGUCAGGGAGAAAGCCCAUUGGAUGUCCUGAUCAGACAGUUGCAAAACCAGCCGGAUGAGAGGCGGGACCAAGAGAGAGAGCCUGAAGGAGAGGGGGCUGGUGAGAGACCAGAGGUAGUGGGAUCGCCCCCUAACAUGGGCCUGAGGAGGAGUGGUCAGGUGGAGGGGGUGCGUCAGAUGCACCACAAUGCCCCUCGCAGUCAGAUGGCCACGGAGAGGGACCUGCUGGCCUGGAGUAGGAGGGUUGUGGUCAACGAAGUCCAGCAAGGGGUCCUCCGGGUGAUGGAAGAGACCAGACGGGCCAAAGGUGAGGUGGAGUGUUCCAUCUACAACACAGAGAGGAGGAGGAAGCCUGAACCCAGUUCUCCUAAGACUGAGCAGCAGGCUCCCUGCAAGCGCUCCCUGCGGCGGACCCAGAGGAAGAAGAAGCAGACCAGACCUCCACCAGCGUACCAGACCCGCUCAGCAGGAGAACGUCGUGUGAACAGGGGGAGGAUCUCUGACAGCCAGAUGGACUCAGACAGCGAUGGAGAGGCAGAGGAGCAGGCAGAAGCCAGCAACGCUUCCUCUGAUGGGGAAACGCAGUGGCAGAGUGACAGCAGUUCCAGUGUCUCCUCCAGUGACUACUCUGAUUGGACAGCUGAUGCGGGGAUCAACCUCCAGCCCCCCAAGCGGACCAGCAGAAGGCAGGUCCGACCGCCCGGUGGCUCCAGCAGUUCAGAGGAGGCCGAGGGCCAGGGAGAGGAGGCCGGAAGGAAGCAGGCGGAGGAGAAGAAGAAGAAGCCCAAGCAGACCAAACAGAAGAAACCUAGCUCGUCUCUGUCUCUGGCUGGGUGUGAUGCGGAGGAAUGGCUGCCCCCCUCCUGGAUCAUGGAGACCAUCCCCCGCCGCUCUCCUUUUGUGCCACAGAUGGGUGACGAGCUGAUGUACUUCAGGCAGGGCCACCAGGCCUACGUCAGGGCAGUGCACAGGGCCAAGGCCUACAGUAUCAAUCCUCAGAAACAGCCCUGGAACAAGCUCAACCUCAGGGACCAGGAGUCUGUGAAGGUGGUUGGCAUUAAGUAUGAGGUGGGCCCUCCCACCCUCUGUUGCCUAAAACUGGCCUUCCUGCACCCCAUCUCAGGCAAAAUGACCAAUGAGUCAUUCUCCUUAAAGUACCAUGACAUGCCGGAUGUCAUUGAUUUCCUGGUGCUCCAGCAGUUCUAUGACGAAGCUAAAGAGCACAACUGGCAGACUGGUGUGCGCUUCCGGAGCAUCAUCGAUGACGCCUGGUGGUUUGGCUCGGUGGAGGACCAACAGCCACUCCAGCCAGAGUACCCAGACAGCCUGUUCCAGUGCUACGCUGUCAAGUGGGAUAAUAGCGAGAGGGAGAAGAUGAGCCCUUGGGACAUGGAGCCCAUUUCUGAUGAAGCGGAGUUGCCAGAAGAGGUUGGUGACGGGGUGGUGGUGACAGAGGAGGAGGUGAAGGCUCGCCUCUACAGCCCCCAGGAGGGGGAGUGGGGGGCUCACUCACGGGACGAGGACUGCCAGAGGGUCAUCUUUGGCAUCAACGAUCUGCUUACACUGGACCUGGCCAAGGCGUUUGCUUCACCUGUGGACCUGCGGGACUACCCCCUCUACUGCACUGUGGUGGCCUACCCCACUGACCUCAGCACCAUCCACAGACGGCUGGAGAACCGCUUCUACAGGAGGAUCUCGGCUCUGAUGUGGGAGGUGCGCUACAUCGAGCACAACGCCCGCACUUUCAAUGAGCCCCAGAGCCCCAUCGUGGCAGCAGCCAAGGUGGUGACUGAUGUGCUCCUCCGCUACAUCGGGGAUCAGAGCUGCACAGACAUCUUAGAUCUGUGCCACAAGGUGAAGACGGAGCUGAGCAGUGGAGAAGACGAGACUGCUGAGGUGGACGUGGACUCUGACACUCCAGGGACAUCCACAGGACAACAGCGGGCCAAUCCCAGUCCUAAAAAGCGUGGGGUUGUGUUAGACGUGCGUGCGUGGCGGGGCCAAUGUCGGGAGCUGUUGCGGCGUAUGAUGGACGGCCCUGACUCUGAGCCCUUCAGACAGCCUGUGGACCUCUUCACCUACCCAGACUAUCGAGACAUCAUAGACACUCCCAUGGACCUGGGGACUGUUACAGAGGCGCUGGUCGUCGGAAACUACGAGAACCCCAUGGAGUUUGCCAAAGAUGUCCGUCUCAUUUUCAGCAACUCCAAAGCAUAUACACCUAACAAGAAGUCACAGAUCUACACCAUGACCCUGAGCCAAUCAGCCUUCUUUGAGAGACAAAUCAUCUCCAUCAUCUCCGACUACAAGUCUGCAGUCCAGAACCAGCGGAGGAGGAGUCGCCAGAGUGUCAGCUACAGGAAGAGGCUGAACAGUGGAGGCAGCUCCCCUCCCACCAGUCGACCCUCCAGUCCUAAAGGGAAGCACAAGUCGGGGAAGAAAGCAACACCCAAAAAAUCUCAACCCUCAUCUAAGAGCCUGUCUCGCAGGCCAUCUCAGGCGUCGGAGUCGAGCAGCGUGGUGGUGGAGGAGGACAGCCAGCCCUCGUCCUCCUCCAGCUCCGGGACAGGCAGCCACAUUGGGGGCCCAGGGGCCGACCGUGUCACCCGCAGUCGGACCACACCCAUCAAGAACUCGGGUAUUACUACACAGGAGCGUAACAGACCUCUCACCAAUGGUGCCAGACAGAGCCACCGGCGAAGAGUGCUGCAGGAGGGGGAGGAGUCUGGAGGAUCCAAAAGCUCCUCUUCAUCAUCGUCUUCCUCAUCAUUGUCCUCAUCAGACAGUGAUUCAGACAGUGAGUCGGAGGUUGGGAAGUUUGUGGAGGGAGGAGAUCACGACUACAGCAAAGCCCCCUGCUUAAAGACCCGCCACAAAGCCAAGGGCAAGAUGGACGUUUCUGGGAAGAGGCGGCGGAAAGAAGAACAGGAGGCGGAGGAGGCUCCAGAGAGAGCCAAGAGAGCACGAGUCCAGGCAGAGGAUGAGGAGGAGGAGAAGGAUGAAGAAGAUGACGACGAACAAGAUGAAGACAAUGAGGAGGAGGAAGAAGAAGAGGAGCCACAGCCGCAACCGCAGACCGCAGAGAGAGGAGGAGGAUGACGAGGAGGAGCCUGAGGAGGAAGAGGAGCCUGAGGAAAAGGAGGAAUCGGAGGACGACUCUGAGCAGGGUGAGGGUGGGACAGAGGACGGUCAGAAAAGCAGUAGCCGCAGUAAGUCUGGUCAGGUGAACACCCGGAACCAG